UGUAAGUGAGUCUUUUAUCAAUAAAAUUACAAUACUGGUGCACAAAUAUGCAUUAAUUCAUGCUUCAAGAAUGCACAGAUAAUCACGAGUUAAUGUAAACUCAUGAAGGACUAACUUAAACCAUUUAUUAAUGAUUACUACAUCAGCAACUAAUAAACAUUCUAUAUGAUUAAUAGAUUAAGUAAUAAAUAAAUUGUUACCAGUCAAAUGUACUUUAAUGUAUAAGUUGAGUAAUAACAUUAUAUUAACUAAUGAUUUAAAUGUAUAUGUUAAUUACUACAGUGGCCAAAGCUAUGCACUUCAACUUCCAGUUGUCAGCUUUAAUUAAUCUUUAGCUAAUGAUUUGCAAAGGAAACUGAGGAACUGAGUUAUAAUAUAAUAUUGUGGUAUAUUAUCUAAUUGUCAAUGUUUUACUAUUUUAAAGGUGAGCUUAUUGGAGUGGAAUAUCUUUACCAGCAAACUGGUAAAGUUCUGCAGGACUACAAGUUGGCCAUUGAAGAGUCAGAGACUACUGAGGUUGGUAUAGAGGUGGAUGAAGGUUAUGCUGAACUUGAGGAGUUUCAGGACAUCACUGUCCCCACCUUUGACACUGAACGGACACCUGCUGCCUCUUCACAAGCAUCAGUGUCUGCAGCAUCUGCAGCAUCAUUUCCAACUCCUCCAGCAACCAGCCCCACGUCAUCACUGUUUGUGGUCCCUCCAUCAUCAGUGUCAUCUCCUGUCAGCAGCUCACUGCACGCUGAAUCAAAUCUAGAACUCUUUCCUGGAGCACAUAGCUUGGACCGAUUAUCUGCAGAAACGGAUCGUCCAACAUUGGAAGAGAACACUUCACAUGAUGAUUACGUUGGACCUGAUAAUAUUGAGGGGUAUGGAGCCGUGCAGGACUUGGCAGAGUUUUUGGUUAGCCUCAGAGACCACCGUCUGGCUUUGCCGGGAGAAGAGUGCAUCAAGAUCAUCUCCCUAUGGCAGGCAUUGGGGGAGUAUGACAAGAAAAAGACCAUUUACCCACCACUUAACCAAACCAACCUAAAACAGGGACGAUUCAGGGCCACUAAGAAGAUUGUGGCCCCAGGUGUGGAGAGCAGCAAAACGUGUUUCGUUGGGGCUCACAGUCCUGCACAGUGGCCUGACUGCAACCGAAGGCCAUUUUCACAAGGCUCUGUGCUCUCUACCCAAACGCGGUGCGCUGUGAUGGAAUGA
Molecule: messenger RNA, 1200 nt
Organism: Carassius gibelio (silver crucian carp)
Lineage: Eukaryota; Metazoa; Chordata; Actinopteri; Cypriniformes; Cyprinidae
Exons: 4
Coding region: 406-1200 (264 amino acids)
Source: RefSeq, a predicted model, not a curated record